GAGCCCUGUAGCCUUGCUGCAGCAAGCCUCCAUCUCGCGGUCUCUCACUGAGGACCAAGAGACAUUGGUGUGCAGGAGAUUCAGUGUGUGUGUUUGUCAUUCCCGUUUGGAUUUUUUUCAAAGACAUUGUCAUCUGUGUAGAAGCCAGUUUCGAUCUCUGGUUUUUACCCCUUGCCCUGCUGGUAGGGCAUUGUGCAGCACCCGUUGCAGGCCACCUGGGUGCAGGAGAUCGAGGAGGGUGAAGGGAGGAGCAACCCUGAGCAUCUGCCAUCCAGCUCCAUCCGAUCUAGAGCAAUUCCAGGAUGGAGCGAAUAAGGCGGAUGCUCAGAAGGAAGGCCGGGCAGGUGGCUCCAGAGCCAGCAGUAAACAUCAGCGAGCCUUCCCAGGAGGAGAGCGGCCCCUCUGUCCCUGCGGGUGGGGAAGAGGCUUGUGGCCAGGGGAAAGAGAGGAGCUGCGUCGCAUGCUGGAGGAGGAGGAAGACACCAGCUCCCCUAGCUGACCCUGAGGCACCUUCUGGGCCAAAAUGGAAGUGGCCCCGGGUUCAGCUAUGGAGGAGAGAGCCAGGAGAGGGCAGGAGCCGGGGAAGGCAGCUCUGGGGCUUCCUUCGCAGGAAGCCAAGGAGCCAGGAGCUGUGCCCCAGGGCCCAGCAGGAGCUGUCCACCACCAUGGCAACUGAAGAGCCCUGCGCCAGCCCGACCCUGGCCCCUGACGAGCCUCCCGCCAGUACCACCCUGGCCACCAAGAAGCCUCCCGCCAGCCCCACCCUGGCCCCCGAGGAGCCUCCUGCCAGCCCCACCCUGGCUACUGCGGAGCCUCCCGCCAGCCCCACCCUGGCCAUUGAGGAGCCUCCUGCCAGCCCAGAGCAGGAGUUGAGUGACUGCGCGACAAACACCAGCAGCUCUGCAUACUCCUGCGGGGCCAGCAGCUCCUCCGUGGGGUCUGGCAACCCUGAGUUUAAAGGCUCCCUCUUUGGAGGUCAGGGGAGACCCAGGGGAAAGGGAGGAGGACUGGGGCGGUGGGGGACUGGCAACACCCUGUGCCCAUCGGCUCGGCAAGGCGUCAGGACUGACCCAUGUGAGCCCCCUAAAACCAGUGGGGGUGGCACAGCCACGCCCCAUGGCCGGGGAUGCUGGGCGGAGUCGGGGAGCUCCAGCCUCCCCUGAUCAUGUUGA
Molecule: messenger RNA, 1172 nt
Organism: Mauremys reevesii (Reeves's turtle)
Lineage: Eukaryota; Metazoa; Chordata; Testudines; Geoemydidae
Product: proline-rich receptor-like protein kinase PERK12
Exons: 3
Coding region: 303-1163 (286 amino acids)
Source: RefSeq, a predicted model, not a curated record